AGAAGAAUGCUAAUAAUAAAUGCAAUGCACUCCAGUAAACCCCCUACCAAAACGCCCAAGAACCGCAGGCACCAACAUUUCGGCCCGCAAUCCUUGGCGAUGCGAUGAACCAAAAACCGGAUGACCACUUGGGGCCCUUUUCUCCUCCCCUCCUGUCGCCGAUUUAAUUGCCCCUUUUCCCAUCUUCCUGCGCUCUUCUUUCCCAGUGAAUCCUGUGUUCCUGACACCUCUCUUUUCGACGUGAACAACUCUCAGAGGUAGGCCAUCCCUUUCCCCAACGCGAACGACACACGAACCGGUUCUUGUCGGGUCUGAUCGCGAUCGGCUCCGCUUGUCAGCCCUACACUCUGAAGAACUCCAUUCCAGAUCGGACCUCCUCGAAUUUUACCAACACCCAACCCACGAACCGAAACGAUCCUCAUCAAACCACCAUGGGCGCCCGCAUCAUCCCCCUCGUCAUCCUCCUCGUCGUGGUCUCCGUCCUGGCCGUGAUCGGCUACAUUGCGUGGAGCAUCGCGCAGGAAGUCACGCGCACGACGCGGUCGAAGAUGGAGAAGAAGAACGUCGUCUGGACGCGCGACGGCAUGAAGGUCGGCGUGAAGGAGCUGAAGGACGAGGAGUAUAAGGAUCGGAGUCAGAGCGUGCUGGUCAAUAUGUGGAAUCACACGUCGUUUCCGGCGUACAAGAGUCGGUUGUGGAAUAUGACCGGGUCGGCGGAUGAGGCGGAGAAGCGGAAGUGAGUCAUGGGCUCGAGUCCGAUUCCUUCCCUGCGACUACACUACCGAGUCCAGGUGAUACCGGUGCUAUCCAGUUGACGUGAUUCUGACUGACGAUGUCAUUUGAUUCGAUGUUAAUGAUACCUCAAAUGAUUUAUUUCUUUUUCGUAU
Aspergillus steynii IBT 23096 is the source of this 887-nucleotide messenger RNA. RefSeq lists its product as uncharacterized. The transcript is spliced from 4 exons. Bases 432 to 740 code for a protein of 102 amino acids. The record is from RefSeq and is a predicted model, not a curated record. NCBI's taxonomy places the organism in Eukaryota, Fungi, Ascomycota, Eurotiomycetes, Eurotiales, Aspergillaceae.